Molecule: messenger RNA, 398 nt
Organism: Meloidogyne enterolobii
Lineage: Eukaryota; Metazoa; Nematoda; Chromadorea; Rhabditida; Meloidogynidae
Source: the annotation of a GenBank genome assembly
UUAUGGAAAACGAUGAAAGUAAUUCCAAUAGUAAUCUAUUGUUUGCAAAGAGAAUGCGUUCCGCUUUUAAUAUUCAACAAAUCGUUAAAAGAAUAGAAAGCAAAAUGACAUACAAUUGCUCGGGAAAGAAUAAUGAUUUCUUCGAGAUGGCUGUAAGACUUGCAGAUUUAUUUGGAGAUGAUGUAGUGGUUGAUGGCCUUGCUAUUGCUGAAAAUGGACUUGUAAGGAUUGUUCGCGAUGAUGAGGGUGUUUUCCCUUUGAUUUAUGAGGUCAGAACAGGCUCCUUCUGUACCCAUUCAUAUUACUUUUAUGAAGAUGUGAACUUUUGUCGAUGCUCUUUCUUCUCAAAAAGAGUUGUUUGUGCGCGGCAAGCUUAUAUGGUUGGUGAUUUUAACUAG